This is a messenger RNA of Nomascus leucogenys (northern white-cheeked gibbon), 3360 nucleotides long. Its product is annotated as translation initiation factor IF-2-like. The record is from RefSeq and is a predicted model, not a curated record. The coding region runs from base 91 to 720 and encodes 209 amino acids. The transcript has a single exon. NCBI's taxonomy places the organism in Eukaryota, Metazoa, Chordata, Mammalia, Primates, Hylobatidae.
ACGUCGCUGCUCGCUCAGCCCCGGUGCGGGCGCCGCCGCCGCUGCCGCUGCCCUCGCCCGGCUGCUCGCAGCCUCCGCGGCCCCCAGCCCAUGGCAAAGUCCUGGGGACGCGCAGAAAGCACCAGCCUCCGGACUCUGCCUGCACUUCCUGCUCCACCAGAUGACGCGCUGCCGCCGCCGCUAUUUAUUUGUGGUUUCCGUCCCGCUCCGCGCCUUUGCACGCUUUUCUCCGGGUGUCAGGGGGUAGGUGGGAGCAGAGGGAGGCCGAGGGGCAGGCGGGACGGGCGGAUCUCGGCUCCCGCCGAGCUCCUCUGCCGUCCGCGCUCCCCUGUGCGCGGCCGGGACCAGGGAGUCCUGGCAGCCCCGAGGCGCCCCGCCAGCUCCCGCACCCUCUCCUGGGCUCCCGCCUCUCCCGCCGCACUUCGAGUAGACCGGGCAGAGGCGGCGGGAGACGGACAGACAGAGCGACCUCCCCCUUCUCCCUCCGCCCCAACUCCGCUCGCGCACACACAAAGGAAGAAGAGGAGACGCGGACGCUCGGGGGCUGGUUCGGCUGCUGCGGGCUUGACAGCUCCCGCCACUGGGGCUGGAGGGGGAGGCUGCGGACUGCUGGACAGGCGGAGACGAGACGGGGGACCGGGUCCCCGGGGUGCUAGGGAGGCCGGCGCCGGGCGUGGGGCGAGCGCGGCUGCCGCGCGCAGCGCUGCUCCUAGGGUUUGAAGAGGAUGGGGAGGGAGGGUGUGGGGGAAGGUGGUGGGGCUCGCCGCGCCCCGCCGGGCUCUGGAGCAGCGAGACAGUGGGGGUGGGGGAUCCAGAGGGCGAAGGCGGGAUCACUAGGGCCACGGUGCUAGGCAGAAGGGAACCUGGGAUGACAGAGCCACUGUAGAGCGCUCCUUCCACUCCUCUCCAAAUUGUCCUUUGUUGCUGUGGAGCUGACGGUCCCUGCCCUGCAAGAAGGUGCGUUUCCUAAAACACCCGGGAAGCCAACCCAGCUACACUUAAGUAACCCAGCCACGGACAGUGCCCGACGCGUCCGUGGGCCUCUGAGGUUGGCCUUCAAAGAAAUAGAGCCGUCCAAACGUGUCAUCAGGCCCACACAAAGCCGGGUGUCAAAGAGAAAGAGGUUCUCUGUGCCUUGCAAAAAAGAUUCUCACAAAAGACUUAAGACUUGGCAGCAGGUCGGACUGUGCCCUUUCAGGAUAGGAACUGCUCAGGUGUGUGAGAGAAAGAGACUCGAGCACAAGGUGUGUCCCUUCCCCCUGUAUUUACACCUAAAUUAAUUUCACUGGGAGGAAAUACCAUGCAGAUUUUUUUAAAGUCGGUUUCACGCUCCCAGCGGGCUAAUCGGUUCUUUCAAUCCUAAAGCAACAGAAAACUGUGAAAUUUGAAGAGAAAUUGUUAGAUCAAAGGAAAAAGCAAACAUUAAAGGAAUGAAAAUACUCUCAUUAUGUAGCAAAAAUGGAAAGUGUUCACAUUGGGGUAGUUCAACUUUUUAAAACAUGGUUAAAAGAACAUAGUCAAUUUAAAAAUUAUCAGGAGUGACACAGAACAGCAGCUAGGCCCUGGGGAUCCACAUCAACCAAGCACCUAACAUACAGUGAAUAAUGAAUGUUAAAUAAUCACAGUACACACCCACGCCAUAUUUUCUAGUUGAUUAGAACUUAAAAAAAAAAAAUCCUUCCAGGAUACUAUCCCAGUGUGUCUUCUCAUUAAGGUCCAUUUUAAAAAAAUACACCUUGCUAAAUUGUUACAGGAGUGUGAGCACUCUUCAGUCACAUGAUACUGUAUCUUCCUACCCCUCAACUGUAUGGACCUUGAAACAGCCCUGGCUGGUCUAAGGAGACCCAAGCGCCCCCAUUUUCCCAGCCCCCUACCACUAUCCUUCAUUUUGUAGACUGCACGAAAUGAUGCAGUUCCUAAUCUGGAGCCUUCAGGGACACGUGACUCAUCACACACUUGGCUUGUUGAUCAGAUCAGAAGGAAUUUACUGUUUCCCCAGAGUUCUUCUGAUAGAAAACAGCACUUACUUGUUUGACUAGUAAUCUAUGUACCCCGCCCCCCCCCAGAUCUUUAGAUGGUGGACUGACUUGGCUAUGUCGCCCGGUAGAAUUUUACCAUCUGGGCUUUGAAGACAACUGGGUUCAAACUCUGGUUCUGUCACUUAGCUGUGAACUUGAGCAAAUUACUUAGACCUACUGAGCCUCAGUUUCUACACCUGCCACAAAAAUCUGAUAACACAGGAUGCUGUGAAGAUUAAAUAAGAUGCUAUGUGGAAAGCUGCAGUGUACCUGGCAUGAAGUUUGUGUUCCAAAGUGAUUGUAAGUUGCUCACUUUAAGGAAGGAAUGUAUAGUUUGAAAAAUUUUUGCUUUCUUCACUGCAUCUGGAGAUAACUAAUCAACUAUGACCUGUUCUACUAGGGGGAAAUGUCUUAUCUUCAAACCUAUGGCUUAUAUUUCUUGUCCCAAAUUGUGCAAUAGGGUAACAGGUUUCAUUAUUCAUCUCUGAAAUUUCACAAAAGGACAACAGAUUCUGUUUCUGCAGUUUGGAUACUCAUAUUUGCCUUCAUAGAGUUUUAACUGGAGAAAGUAAAGCAUGGCUCUGUGAGGCAGAUUAUUUUUAUUGUCCUAAAUUGACAGAUGAAGGGACAGGGGGUAUUUGCUGUGAAGGCACCACCUGAAGGCCCUGUGCUGUACAGAAGUAGAAAAAAGCUGAGACUCAUGUUUUCCUGGAUCCUGGGGCCAGAAGAGGGAUACAAGGCCAACAAACGCUUGCUGAACAGAGAUGUGCUGGUGGGGGAGGCCCAGUCUGUCGGUAGGAUAUGAGCUAUAACUUUGACACCCAUUAUUUUGAAUACCAAACAGAAAGCUCCAGGUUCAGAACUAAAAUCUGAAAGUUGAUUGAUCAUCUGGAUUGAUAAAGCCAUAAUCAAUGGAGAAAACUCAACAUGAAUAAUCAUUCACUGUCAUCCUUCUUAGAUUCAGGAGCCUGAAGGCUGGCUGCUCCUUGCAAAAAUGUUUAGUAUCAGUAAGUUAUCAGGACAUGCUAGAAAUAAAAUGCUAACGUCCCUCUUUGGUAGGCUCAGGGAUAUGUUUGUGGACCUUCUAAAGUAUUUCUCCAAAUGGAACAAUGAAAAAGUUAUCAUCUAUUUUAUUCAUUUAUGUGUUGCCUUAAUUCUAGGUAAUACCUAUUUGCCAGUGGAAAGGAGAAUAUUGGUGCUACAGAAAUCUUAAGUGUUUGGAAAGUAGAAUUUUAAAAGACAUUUCUGCCUUUUUCUUCAAAUAUUAAAAGACUUAUGGGAUAAAAGGAGUCUUGUGGAUAAUGUGGUCUUCUUAAGAAUAAAAAUUAUUAUUUUGUUUUAA